UAGCCUCUUCAACCAACUGUAUUGUUUUAACCUAAUCUCGUACACUUAUGUUCUCACAAUAUUUAUAUACUUAUGUUCUGAUCAAUCGUACCACACCCACCUCUCUUAGCUUCCCUAGCUCUAGCUUUAAGUUUUACUUAGAAAUGGCUACAAGUACUCUCUCAGAAGCCUAUAGAGACAACCCUAUCCCCCUCAAUCAUAUUAUCCCCUUGGACUUUUCAUCACUUAGGACCUUACCUGAUUCUCAUGCAUGGCCUCAUCAACCUAGUGAUAAUGAUCAUGAUUCCAUACCCAUCAUAGACCUCAUGGAUCCAAAUGCCAUGGAUCUCAUAGGCCUUGCAUGUGAGAGUUGGGGUGCUUUCCAAUUGAAGAACCAUGGCAUACCCUUGAGAAUAAUUGAGGAGGUUGAAGCAGAGGUAAAGAGGCUCUUUGAUCUCCCCUCAGACAUGAAGUUGAAGGCCCUCAGAACCUCUGCUGGUACCACUGGUUAUGGCAGGGCACGGAUAUCACCAUUCUUCCCCAAGUACAUGUGGCAUGAAGGGUUCACAAUCGUGGGAUUUUCUGAUGAUGCCAAAAAGAUCUGGCCUAAUGACUAUGCACGGUUUUGUGAUAUAAUGGAGAACUACCAGAAACAAAUGAAGGCCCUAGCUGAGAAACUAACACACAUGAUACUCAACUUGUUGGGAGUUUCUGAGGAUGACAAGAAGUGGAUUGGUUCAAGCAACCAUGUUGGUGCGCUUCAGCUUAAUUUCUACCCAUGUUGUCCCGAGCCGAACCAAGCCUUGGGUCUCGCUCCGCACACGGACACUUCCUUUCUAACAAUCAUCAACCAGAGCCAAACUAAUGGCCUCCAAAUCUUCAAGGAAGGUAUUGGUUGGGUCCCUGUGCGCCCACUUCUGGACACCCUUAUCGUUCACACGGGUGACAUUCUCCACAUCCUCUCCAACGCGAGGUUCCAUUGUGCCUUGCACCGCGUCACGGUGAACGGUGCAAGACACAGGUACUCCACGGCUUAUUUCUAUGGACCCCCGUUGGAUCAUGUGGUUUCCCCUUUGGUUCUCAACUCCGUGGCAUGUUUUCGUGCUUUGACUGUGAAGGAGUAUAUUGGCAUUAAAGAGAAGAAUCUCAGGGGAGCAUUGUCUUUGAUUAGUGUAUUUAAAACUGAAUAAUAGCCAUGUUUAAUAAAUUCUCUAGUUCUAGUUCUUCUGAAUGUGUGUUAAUUUCUUUACGUCGAGUAUUCAUUUUGGCUUAGUCAAUUUGUAUCUUAAUUUUCAGUUUAUUUUUACAAACUUUAUUUACAUGCUUUCUGUUAUAGAUGGCAUUUAAACCAUUGGAUCAAUUUGUCGUCGUUCUGUCUCA
Messenger RNA from Lotus japonicus, 1359 nucleotides. Its product is annotated as gibberellin 3-beta-dioxygenase 1-like. Bases 48 to 1169 code for a protein of 373 amino acids. The transcript has 3 exons. Gene Ontology annotation, molecular function: gibberellin 3-beta-dioxygenase activity. Gene Ontology annotation, biological process: response to light stimulus; gibberellin biosynthetic process. The record is from RefSeq and is a predicted model, not a curated record. NCBI's taxonomy places the organism in Eukaryota, Viridiplantae, Streptophyta, Magnoliopsida, Fabales, Fabaceae.